This is a messenger RNA of Clonostachys rhizophaga, 885 nucleotides long. Lineage: Eukaryota; Fungi; Ascomycota; Sordariomycetes; Hypocreales; Bionectriaceae. The record is from the annotation of a GenBank genome assembly.
AUGGGCAAGAAAAGGAUUCUAGUUGGGUAUGGCAUUGACGUUGAUGCUGUCUCCGGACACAUCAACCUCACCAACGGAUCUCGACCAAAUCUAUCAAACAUAUCCCGAGGUGUUUUUGGUGCUAAAGUAGGCACGCAAAGGCUUCUAGAUCUCUUCGAAAAGAAGAGUAUCAAAUGCUCGUGGUACAUUCCUGCACACACCAUCGAGACAUUUCCUGUAGAGAUGGCAAGGAUCAGAGAUGGUGGACAUGAAAUCGGCUGCCAUGGUUAUACUCACGAGCAUGCUGGAGAGCUCAGCACUCAGCAGUUCAAGGACGUCAUGGAAAGAUCGGUCCACGUCCUGACUGAAUUCUGUGGAGGAAAGAAGCCUGCUGGUUUCACGGCCCCAUCAUGGGAUCCUCAUCCGGAGCAGAUCAAGAUUAUGGAAGAGAUGGGCUUCAGCUACGACCAUUCUUACAUGCAUAAUGACUUUCACGCAUACUGGGCCCCGAAGGACGGAGAAGUUCAUGUCGUCACCGACUAUAGUAAACCAGCGUCAACUUGGAUGGUGCCGUCUUCCACCGAGAGUCCAUCCAAUAUUGUCGUGAUCCCAGGUAACUGGACAUUCGAUGACUGGCCAGCCUUUCAAUUCGAAGCAACGCGCCCAAAUGCGCAAGGCUAUGUAGACCCCGAAGUUGUGGAGAAGACAUGGAGGGAGACUUUUCUCUAUUGCUACGAGCACUACGAUACUUUCAUUAUCCCGCUUACGAUCCAUCCACAAGUUAGUGGUAAACCACAUGUUAUGAGGAUGCACGAACGGUUCAUUGAUUGGAUCAAUCAAUAUGAGGAGGUUGAAUGGUGCACCUUUGAGAAAAUGGCGGAAGAGUUCCGUGCUGGCCGUAUAUAA